Messenger RNA from Vicia villosa (hairy vetch), 2067 nucleotides. RefSeq lists its product as uncharacterized. Lineage: Eukaryota; Viridiplantae; Streptophyta; Magnoliopsida; Fabales; Fabaceae. Bases 1 to 2067 code for a protein of 688 amino acids. The record is from RefSeq and is a predicted model, not a curated record. The transcript is spliced from 3 exons.
AUGGCAGCAUCUUCCUCAACACCAAAUUCUGCGUCAGUCGCUUCGUGUGCUCCAACGUUCAAACCGACAAAUAGCAAAGACAUAGGAUGGAAAUAUAAUCAUUUGAAGGAUUUGAAUAACCGGAAGAGAGUCACAUGUGAUUUCUGUAAUUUAACAAGCAGUGGGGGAAUAAGUAGGGCAAAAAGGCAUCAAGCAGGAAUUCAAGGUAACGUAGUUCCUUGUUUGAAAACACCCGAGGAUGUUAAGGCUAUAUUACGUGCUGACAUGUUUGAGAAAGAAAAAAUUAAGAAAGGAAUACAAGAAAUUGCGGUGCAAAUAGAUGCCGAUGAUACCAUGGAUGUCGAGGAAAUAAGUAGGAUUCGAACCGGAAAGAGGCUUGCUGAGGGUGAGACCUCUUCAAUAGCCGUCAAGAGGACUAAAGGGCCAUUAUAUUUGGUGUAUAAGAAGGCUAAGGACACAAGCAUCAAUGAUGCUUGUGAUAAAGAAGCGAGGGCAAGAACCAUCCAGUAUGUUGCUCGCUUUUUUUAUAUGUGUGGUGUUGCUUUUAAUGUAGCAAAUGCAAGAGCUUUUAAGUUGAUGUUGGAAGCCGUUGGGAGCUAUGGUCCCCAUUUGAAGCCGCCAAGUUAUCAUGAACUUAGGGUUCCACUUUUUAAAAAUGAGUUGGAAUAUACGAAAGGUUUGUUGAAGAACCAAGAGGUGCAAAGGAACAAAUACGGUUGUUUAAUCAUGUCGGAUGGUUGGACGGAUAGAAAAGGUAGAACAUUGAUCAAUUUCUUGGUCAAUUGUCCGACGGGAACUAUGUUUGUGAAGAGUGUGGAUGCUUCGGACUAUGCAAAGACGGGGGAUAAGCUAGCUGAGUUGUUGGACACAUUUGUUGAGGAAAUGGGUGAAAAAAAUGUUGUCCAAUUGAUCACCGAUAAUGGAAGUAACUAUGUAGCGGCGGGUAAAGUAUUGUGUGACAAGAGGAAACACUUGUUUUGGACUCCAUGUGCUGCCCAUUGUAUUGACCUUAUGUUAGAAGACAUAGGCAAAAUUCCAAAGGUGAAAAAGGUUAUACAAAAAGGGAUUAAGUUUGUGGGCUACAUUUAUAACCAUACUUUUGCUUUGAAUUUAAUGAGAAAGACUACCGGCAAUGUUGAAUUGGUUAAACAAGGAGUGACAAGGUUUGCUACCCAUUUCCUUUGUCUACAAAGGAUGCAAGAACUAAAAGGAAAGCUUAGAGAGAUGUUCCUUUGUGAAGAAUGGACAAGUUCCAAGUGUGCCAAAGAUGCUAAAGGAAAAAUGGCAGCUACUACUAUUCUUAAUGUAUCAUUUUGGAAUGAUGUUCUCUACACUCUUAAGUGCAUGGUGCCUUUUGUAGAUGUGUUAAGAAUGGUUGACAAUGAAAGUAAACCCGCAAUGGGAUACAUAUAUGCCGCAAUGGGGGUAGCGAAGGAAUCGAUUGAAAAAGCUUUCAGUUUAAAUUCAAGCAAGUACAAAGCCGUUUUUGAAAUCAUUGAUAAAAGAUGGGAGUGUCAAAUUCAUCAUCCGCUACAUGCUGCAGGUCACUAUCUCAAUCCUGAAUAUUAUUAUUCUAAACCAGAAAUUGAGACCGAUGCUAGAUUGGUGAGAGGCCUCCGUAAGUGCAUUGAGAGACUUAGUGAAAGUGAAAAAGUGGAGGAUUUGAUUUCAGUACAAUUGGCACAAUAUCGGGGUGCUACAGGUUUCUUUGGUAUAAAAGCGGCAAUGAGACAAAGGUCGACAUUAGCUCCAGCUAAGUGGUGGAAGUCUUAUGGAGCCGAAACUCCGCAUUUGCAAUUGUUGGCUAUUAAAAUUCAUUCCAAGAAGAGAAAUAAAUUGGAACAUCAAAGAUUGCAAGACUUGGUGUUUAUCAAGUAUAAUCAAGCUUUGAUAGAGAGGUUUGAAAUUCGGGAUAAAAUUGAUCCUAUGGAAUUUAGCGAAAUUAAUUUCCACACCGAAUGGUUGGUGGGAGAGAUGGAAAAGGUAGGAGAUGAUGGUGAAGAAUUGGUUGAUCCAAAUCAUGAUUUAACUUGGACUCAAGUUACCGAUGCAAGUGGGGCUAAUUAG